AUGAAUAGCUUCCACUGCAGUGAAAGCAACCAGGACUCCGAAAUAUAUAUCCUGGCGGUGUGCUCAACGUGGCAAGUGUCAACCCACUGGAGUAUCCUGGGGAAGUACAUUGCGCGAAAUCUCAUUCUACCAGCAGUCGUGUUGGUGAUGCUGAGCGCAAAUAUGACGUGGAGGGCCGCAGCCUCCUUCUGUGAGAUCGGGAUGGUUCAGAAAGAGUUUACUGAGCGGGAUCGAGAGAACAUAGACCUCGCUCGGCGACGGGGCAAACGGUGCAUCCAUGCGGCUCGAAAUAGCACUCAAAGAGAUGGUGUCCCCCUACCAGGAACGAAUCUUAAUAAACAGAGAGGCCGAUCGGAAAAAAGAUCGAAGUCUUUC
This is a messenger RNA of Iphiclides podalirius (scarce swallowtail), 375 nucleotides long. The record is from the annotation of a GenBank genome assembly. NCBI's taxonomy places the organism in Eukaryota, Metazoa, Arthropoda, Insecta, Lepidoptera, Papilionidae.